AGAAUCGACUCUUCAUUAAGCUUUUUAAGAGUCGGAUUUUACCUGUGACGUGUCCAUGUUUAAUUGGAAAGAGAUUGAGAAUCCAACAAUUACUUUUUUCUACAGAAUCAAUCUCUGCUCUUUCUCACCAUUUGCCCUUCUUCUCUAAUGUGAUUCAAUGAAUUCAAUGGAUUCUACUUUGAAUCUGCUUUGAAUCGAUGUCUUCUCUUUCUCUCCCUCUAAUCUUUCUGCGAUUCCGGCCGCUGUUCAUCACAAUCUCUCCGAUAAACAAUAUGAGAAGCAGAAAAUGCUGCGCUUGAAGGGAAUGAUGCCGUCAAGUGGAAAGGUGCUUGUUUCUAUGAGAACAGGGCUUGGGUGGAGUUUCACAAAAAGUCCGCUAGCGAGUUCGGCGGAGGCACACUUCACAUCAAGGCUUAAAAGUGGAGCAAUCUUUGAGAAUCCAUUGUUUCUUUAUUGCUUCUUAUCAAGAAUCGCCAGUUCUGUUAACUUUAAAGCUCGUUCUGAACCAUCGGUUACAAACGUUACAACUGAUCAAAUCCAAUCUGGUGAUCUACUAGCUAUCUCGGACGGUGGGGUGGUUUCGAGACUCUUGAGAAGUGGCCUUGAACAAGCGACUGGGAACAAAGUACUAUGCGGGAGACCAGUCAUUGAUCCGUCUCUUCCGAGAGAAGAAGUGAACUUGAUCGAGUGGGCGAUGAAACUGGUGAAGAAAGGGAAGUUGGAAGAGAGCAUAGACCCUUUUCUUGAAGGGAAAGUGAGGCUUGAAGAGAUGAAGAAGUACUGCGGGAUAACAGAGAUGUGUUUGGCCCAAAACGGAACUGAGAGGCCAACAAUGGGAGAUCUGUUGUGGAACCUAGAAUUCAUGCUUCAGGCUCAAGCGAAAGACGAGAAAGCAACAAUGGUGGAUGAUAAGUCACAGGCGAGCGUGGUGAGGUCAACGGUGCAGUUCAGUGUGAAUGGCAUGGGAGAUAUUGCAGGAGUCUCAAUGAGCAAAGUUUUCGUACAAAUGGUGGAAAGAGAAGAGACACGAUAAAAGAUCUUAAUUUUAAGGUCUUGUUUGUACAGGAGGGAGAAAGAGAGAACACAGUACUGUUUUAUACUCUAUUAUUAAGAACCUCUAAUAAGAUUCUACCAUUGGAGCAUAGAAAAUAAAAUUAUCUUAACAAAGGUUUUUAACAAGAAAAUUAUAAUUAAAUAUUAACUAAAAAUUUCAUUAAGUUUCU
Molecule: messenger RNA, 1223 nt
Organism: Thlaspi arvense
Lineage: Eukaryota; Viridiplantae; Streptophyta; Magnoliopsida; Brassicales; Brassicaceae
Source: the annotation of a GenBank genome assembly